UUUUAGAAUUUGACAAUUUCAUACAUGUAUAUAAUCUUGAGCAUAUCCUCCCCCUAUUAAUUUCUCCACCCAACGCCUCCCAACCGACACACACCUCUGUCACUUGCAUCCCACUGAGUGCCGCCUGCUGGAAUGCCGGCCGCUCUUGUCGGCAUGAUCUCAUGCAGGGACCCGUAGCGUCUGUGAACUCAUGAAUGCCACAGCCAUGUCGCAUCCAGAAGACAGCACCUCAUAGCCCCCUCUCCACCCUCCAGCGUAUUCUCUCGGCCCUCUUCCAUGUUGUUUCCCAAGCACCAGGGGAGGGUUGCUAAGAUGUCCAGUUGAGGGCUGAAUCUUCAGUCACGUCUCUGCAUUUUGACUGUUUGUCUGUCUCCGCCCCGCUGCCCACUGCAGAAAAGAUUUAUUCAGCCAAUGUGAUCUAUGAACAGAAUAUUUAAAGGUGAUUUGACAACAUAGCCAUUUAGCAAAGCAGCAGGAGCAGACUCCCCUGGGCCGUGACCUGCAGAGGCUGUAGGCCUCUGAGCAGAAGCUGCCCCUGUGUGAGCAGUUGAAUGAUCAGGGUCAGGUCUGUCUGGUGGGUGUGCUAACACUAAGCCGUGCAUUCACAAUGCCUUGAAAUCGUAGUUUAGCUACUUUGUAACGAAGGAGUUUAUAUGUGUUUGUCUUUAUGCCCAGUUUUCUAGAAUACUCACUGUGUGGUUUACUAAAAUUGUUAGAUUCUUUUAAAGAUGCCGGGUUUCCAAUAAUGUCAUUGUGUUGUCUGGGGCCAAAAACCUCGCUGGACUGGUGCCUGGCAUUGUCAGGGGACAGUCCAGAUUUUAGUCCCAGCUGAUCUCACCGUGCUAAAGUGACUGUGGUUGAAUUGCCUCUCUAAUGAGAAUCAUUCUCAAAGGUCGGCUUUUUGGUUUGUUUUUAAAAGGCAAGAGAAUACCGGUUGAAGGCAGAUCUGUGAUCUGGAAACAAAAGCUCCCAUUGGUAAAGGUUCUAAAGAACCAGGGACUAAGAAAGAGCCUGUCCUUCUGGUGACCCACUGAAUCCACCUCGUUGCUAAUGGAAGCACAGACAGGUCCAGGUCCAACCUCUUUGAAGUCGUAGCUCCCAGCAGCCCCCAGCCUAAUGUCUAAUGGUAGAUGUGGCACUUUGCCUUGCCACAGAGACAGCUAAAUCCUUGGCCCCUCACCUGCACCUUCCCCAUCCCCAAAACACUGAGAGUGACAGAUACGGAGUGGAAGCCAUCCAGGAAAGGUUCAAGGCCUGUCAAUCACAGCGCAGUAUCCCAAGUUUCCUGGAGAAUCUGAGAAAGUAACAGCGUGUAUAUAACAAACAGCAAGUUCAUGCAUUUGUGUCUCUUCUCUUCCCCCUAGCAAGGCAGAACUCCACUAGAAUGUUCUUUCUUGCUCCUUAUCCUUGCUUAUAACCUGCAGAAUGCAAUGGCCGAAAGCCCCCUCUCUGUGAAGCAGCAGACUUGCGGGGGGGGGGGGGUGAUUGAUGCAACUUAGGGGCCCAUGCCUGCAAGCAUCUACCAUCUACCUCUUCACCAGCCCCUAGAGCUCAGCCUUCUAACCAAGCAGCCUCCCAGGGGAGAUGGGAGCAGCCUUCUAACAGCUAUGGUUGGGGUGAUGGGGGGUAGCUGGGCAGGUGCUAUCUGGGGUCAGAUCUGUGCGCAGAAGUGACAGGCAGAAUGCGUCUCAGUGUCCUAUUUACCCGCUCCUUCUGGUGCUCACUCUGGGCCACUGGCUCUCCAGAGACCCUGCUCUGCUGUCUCCGGUGCCAUUGCCCUCCUGUCUGUUUGUCUGUCUGUCUGCCUGCCCGCCUUGUCCAUGGAGUUAAUAACUUUUCUAAAACUCCUUAGCUCCAGUAAUCCUUCAGUGUACUUAUGAACCACCAGACUGGUCACAGUUCAAACUCUUUAACAGUUAUGACUGGUCCCAGAAAUCUCACACAGGGACCGCCGAGCUGCGGCGGGAAACCUGUACAAAUGACUUGUGCUUAGGGAGAAGGCACCGCGAACCCGCUCGUUUGUUUGUUUGUUUCCUAACCAAUUAACAAAAAGUUUAAAUGCCGUGCUGGAGGAACGCACAGUGCUGCUGCGGAAGUCGGGAGUUCGGUUCUCGUGUAGGGCGGCUCACAACCGCUCGUCCCUCGGGUUUGCGGAGUCAUCUGCCGCCUUUGGCUUCCCGUCGCCUGCGCUCACGCGCACGAACCCACACAGACACGUCGAUAAAAGACACAGAGAGGCCAUUUACACGGAGGGCGCCUGACGUGCCGGCGGGGCCGAGCCCGGGGCCGCGGCGGCGGAAGGAAGCUCAGGCCCGGCUCGGCGGAGGGUGUGAGCCCGGGGGAGGAGCCUGCGCGGCCGGGCGGCUGGGCGCAGCGGCCCAGCCAUGUCCGCCGAGGAGAUGGUACAGAUCCGCCUGGAAGACCGUUGCUACCCGGUGAGCAAGAGCAAACUGAUCGAACAGAGCGACUACUUCCGCGCGCUCUACCGCUCCGGCAUGCGCGAGGCCGUGCGGCCCGAGGCCGGCCCCGAGGUGCAGCAGCUGCGCGGCCUGAGCGCACCGGGCCUGCGGCUGGUGCUGGACUUCAUCAACGCGGGCGGCGCGCGCGAGGGCUGGGGCCUGGCGGAGGACGAGCUGGCCGAGGCUAGCGUGCUGGCCGAGCUGGUGGAGGCCGCGUCCUUCCUGCAGGUCACGGCGCUGCUGCGCCUGUUGCUGUCGCAUGUGCGCCUGGGCAACUGCUUGGAGCUGUACCGCCUGGCUCAGGUGUACGGGCUGCCCGACCUGCAGGACGCCUGCCUGCGCUUCAUGGCUCUGCGCUUCCACCAGGUGCUGUGCCAGCCGCACUUCCCGCUGCUGCUGUCGCCGCCGCCGGGUCCCGGGGACUGCAACCUGAAGCAGAGACUGAGGGAGGACCGCAUGCGCGGGACCCCGGUCCUAGUGGCCCUGGGGGACUUCCUCGGGGGACCCUUGGCCCCGCAUCCCUAUCAGGGGGAACCCCCGUCCAUGCUUAGGUACGAGGAGAGCACGGAACGCUGGUUCCCGCUGGCCAACAAUCUGCCCCCUGACCUGGUGAACGUCAGGGGCUAUGGCUCAGCCAUCUUGGACAACUACCUCUUCAUCGUGGGCGGGUACAGGAUCACCAGCCAAGAGAUCUCGGCCGCACACUCCUACAACCCCACCACCAACGAGUGGCUGCAGGUGGCCUCCAUGAACCAGAAGCGCUCUAACUUCAAGCUUGUGGCCGUCAGUUCGAAGCUCUACGCCAUCGGCGGGCAGGCGGUGUCCAACGUGGAGUGCUACAACCCUGAACAAGAUGCGUGGAAUUUUGUGGCUCCCCUGCCAAAUCCUCUGGCGGAGUUCUCUGCCUGCGAGUGCAAGGGGAAGAUUUACGUCAUUGGCGGCUACACCACCCGAGAUCGCAACAUGAACAUCCUGCAGUACUGCCCCUCCUCUGACCUCUGGACGCUCUUUGAGACCUGUGAUGUCCACAUCCGCAAGCAGCAGAUGGUGUCCGUGGAGGAGACCAUCUACAUGGUGGGCGGGUGUCUCCACGAACUGGGGCCCAACCGCAGGAGCAGCCAGAGCGAAGACAUGCUCACCGUGCAGGCCUACAACACGGUCACCCGACAGUGGCUCUACCUGAAAGAGAACACGUCCAAGUCAGGCCUGAACUUGACCUGUGCCCUGCACAAUGACGGCAUCUACAUCAUGAGCAGGGACGUCACCCUGUCCACCAGCUUGGAGCACCGGGUGUUCCUCAAGUACAACAUCUUCGCCGACAGCUGGGAGGCCUUCCGGCGGUUCCCAGCCUUCGGGCAUAACUUGUUGAUUUCCUCUCUCUAUCUGCCCAACAAAGCAGAGACCUGAAUGAUUUAACAGUAUUAGAAGAACAAUCCAGUUCAAGAGGGGAGGAAGGCAACCCUCUGGCAUUCUGACUCCUGAAGGGCACAGUAGGUAAACAUAGGCCAUGUGUGUCGGAGGCUUGGCUGGCUGUAAAUAAGCUUACUUGAAAACUUGGGGGAAGGACACCAACAUUAUCCCUUCUAGCCUGUUUUACACAUCAUGGGAACAAAUGUCAUAAGUAUUCUUCCAAACCUAACAGUCUUGGGCCAACGACCAAAACUCAGCAUUAGAAAGUAGACAGCCAGCCAGGGUCUGCCCUGCAAGGGCCGAGGUCAGCAUCUGACACAGUGGACUAUUUGGAUGGCUUUUUUUUUUUUUCUAUGUUCUCCCUUCUGGGGGUGGAACCUAGGGCCUCAUGUUAGUCCCGUAAAGAUGACUUUUUUUUUUUUUUUUUUUAAAAGCUAUUUCUUUAGGUCACCUGAGAUGUCAGGAGUAGGGGAAUUUCCUCUUUCAUGUUCAGGGUUUUUUUUUGACAAGCGUUAGGAACCUCCUCCUCACCCCUCCUGUCUCUCUUGUCACCCAGCUUCUCUGGUCAGGCGCCUUAUUGUAUAUGUGUUUCAGGGACCCUACAGGUGUGUCCAGACUUUUGACAUUUAGGACUUGCAUUAACGUUUAUAAAGUUCGUGUACAAUUGAGUUACCUUUAAAAAAAAAACCCUAAUAUUUUAAGUAAAGUCCUGAUGUUGAGUUAUAGCUAGAGUUAUAGCUGUCCUCAGGGGCCCACAAGUUGUGACUGCCUUGCGUGCUGCAAUGGUAGAGCCAGACAGAGACUCCGCGCACGCAGCUGGUUCCUCCACACACUUGGAUGAGCACACACUAGCUACUUCUCCAGUCUAUCUGCAGUUGAGAAGGCUGCACAAGCAGGCUGCUCAGCCUCUUCGGCUAUGUGCGGCAAAUGCAGGCCUGUGUGGGCCAUGGACCCUGCGCUGUGAGGUCUCUGUUUUUAGAAGAUUGCUCUUGACAUUUUAUAAAUGGAGCCUUAAAUGAGGGAGUACCGCGUAAGGAGAACACACCUUUAUGAGUUACUUUUAUUGAAUGUAUUGACUUAGAUCUUGUUUCAAGAUCUAAAAUUAAAAACAGACAACUUUUGCACAUCUGGAUGAGGAUUCCUGUGUAGGGGCAGAUGUGCGGUCACCGUGUGCCUUUAAAGGCCAGGUGGCUGUAGCUCAUUUACGUUAGAAAGCGGGGGUGGGGGUGGUGGGGGGGUGGGAUUUCUUACAGACACUAACGGCCUCUGCUGGCAUGUCUGAAGUGAGGUGCUGGCUCUUGGCUCUCAGUCAGACAGCAGUGAGCAACAGCUCUAGAGAUUUCACCGAGGCGGUUCACGAUGAAUAAAGGGAUCUGCCAAUCAUGGGCCCGUGUUUCUUAAAAAGACUUAAGAGCCCACUUAGCAUGCACGAGAGGCCCUGGGUUUAAUCUCCAGCACUUACAGCAACAAGGCCCUCACCUACAGGAAUUUCGAUUGAAGAGCUUUUGCUAUGACCAGCCGCUCUCUUGUAGUAGAGCUAACCAAGCCAGCAGUGCCCGGUCAGUGACAGCCGCCUUACACAGUUAAGAAAGCUCCCUAGAAAAGCCAAAACUACAGGCAGAUCCAUUCCUCUCGGCUGUUCUCCCAGGGGCAGGUCACGCCGAGGGGGAUGACAACCCCCACCCCAAGUAUCUUCAGGGUUUCUUUACAGCCAUGCCUCUAAUAUACCCAGAGAGCCUAUUUAUAAAACUUCUGUUUGCACAGCUAUUUAAAAAUUCUGUGUUCGAGGCCAGCCUGAGCUACAGAAUUCUAGGAUAGCCAAGACUACACAAAGAGACCCCAUCUCGAAAAACAAAACAAAAAAAUUCUGUUUAUUUGGGACUUAGUGACAGAUCUCAGGGUCUUGUCACCAAAUCUGCCAGUAGCUGUCCAGUCUACAACCUGCUUAUAAUGCUGUUGGAAGCUUGCAAGCCAUUGCCUUAGAGCCCAGGAUAACCCCAAAGUCAGGAUUCUCGGCCUGGCCUCCCCACUGCUGGGACUGUAGGCUUCGAGCAACCCUGCCUUUCUUUCUUUUUCCAUUAUUUUUUAAAAUUGUUUAUGCUGGGUUCUUUAAAAAAAAAAAAAAAACUCUGAACUGAAAUCGUCACCAAAAAGCGGUACUUAUAAAUAGAUUUAAUUUAUAUUUCGCUGUAGAACUGAGUUUUGGGGAGUCUACGAUUUCACUACUGCACCUUAGAAUCUAAUUUAUGUUCCCCACUGUGACUCUCCACGCCUUCACUGUAUGCAGCCCAGCCCCAUAUUCGGAGAUGAUGGGAGUUGAGUUAGUGUUGGGCAGAGAUGGGUGGUUAAAGGCACAUCAUUGUGCCUGCCAGUCAACCACUUCUCUUCCCAAGCACCGUCUUUUGGGCGUAUUUUCUAAUGCCAGCAACUUGGACCAAAUGGAGGUGUGCCACUGUCGUCUGCCAAGCUCGUAGGAACCUGGCUUGGUAGGUCGCCCUUGUACUGUUGAUGGGUAUGAGGAUCCAGAUGCACAGACUCCCAACAGAAUUUUGUUAUUCUUGCUGCCAGCAGUGCUUAGGGAAGGACUGGGUGGCUGUUACGGUAUCCAUCUGCCUGCGCCUUCACCCGUGUGGGCGUUUUGAUAGCUAGAGCUUCCUUCCGCUAGUACCAGUUGGAGGCUUCAGCCAAUGGCGGUGUCUUUGAAACCCUUCCCGCCUCCAGACGGCUCCUUAGAUGAUACGGUCUUUUUAUUUCCUUCCCGUUCCCUGUUGCCUUACCCACCCCCAGAUGUUUCUGAGGGGUUCUGAUCCCACUGUGUGGCAGAAAGUGUCUGGGAGGAUGCCCAGUGGGAGCUGCCUGCCAGAAGAGUCUGGUGCGUGGGUUGGUGGAGGAGCCCUGACGUCAGUGCUCCGACUCAGUACCCUGAAAAGGUUCUGAGAUGAUGGUGUGAGAACCCAUAGCUUCUUCGGUCUCCUCUAAAAUGGAGCAUCAGAGAAUCUGGAAGGCUGGGCCUGCCGGCCAGAAACAAAAGGCUUAAGAUGAAGCAUGAAACCAAAGAAGACUUUGACCAUGGUGUUUUCUGUUUUGUUUUGUUUCUAAAACCAAGAACCCGAGACAUUCCAAAGGCCUUAGGUUUUCAUUCAAGCUGAAGGAGGGAGCGCGUACUGCAGACAGGUAAAUGUGAACUUGUGCUAAAGUUGUUUAGGGGUGCAAAUUCCUGGGUAACAUUCAAGCCUGUUUGGCCAAAGAGGUAAACGGAGGCAGAGCUCUGAUGUCUUUGUCAACCGGUGUUUAGUGAGUAUGGCUUAGUGCUGCUGACCCAAGGGUCUGCUAAGGGCUGGUUCUAGACCAGGAGUGGGGAGUAUGAGGUGUGUGCCCCUUGCUCUCUGCCAGUGUUUGCUCUCAGAAGACCUGAUAGUCAGCGCCACCAGACAUCCCUGCCAGCCCGCCAGAGUGGAGUGAGUACCAUUUCCCACCCCUGCAUCAGAGACAGUGGCUGGGCAUGAAGGGAGCCAUGAUUUCAGGAAGCAGUGAGCUGUGUCAACUCCAUUCCCUGGUGACCAGAAACACUUGAAUGUCAGUGCAAGACAGUGCUGAGCCCGGGACACCAAGCGAGCCGUCAUCACUCUCAUUUCAACUAGGGUGUCAUCAAAGAUGCCUGCUUUAGUCGGGCACACUGGGCCCUGUCUGGCGGCCUCCCACAUCUUGGCCCAAUCUUCCCACUGCCUCGUGAUUUAGUAGUAAUCCCGGGAGCUGGUUUGUCCAUAAAUCUGAACACGUCCCAUGUUUCGGUUUUUUACUAUAUGCUUUUUAAAAAAAGUUAACUACUUUUUAUAAUCCUUGCACUCCACAGUUUGCGAAAACACAAGAGUGACAUAAAACCUGUUUAGAGUUCACUCCGCACUGUAGCCCCGCAGAUGGUUCUGAUGAAGGGGAAGGGAGGCCAUUGGGUAAGGGUUUGGUGUGAGCAAGCUCAGCGCUGGCACCUUUGGGCCCGUGCCUUUAAAACGUUUCCUUGGAAGGGUGGAAGGCCUCAGUGACACCCCCUCAGACACGCUGUGCGCUGAUUGGUUGAGUUUGCCUCUCUGUGAUCGCCCAGUGCCCUCCCACCCAAUCUCAUUGUGCGUGUUUGCUCUUCACUUUCUUCUGUUAGUUUGGAACACAACAGGAAAUCCAUAGCCACGCUGCCAGUUUGACACAGCCAUGUUCACCCAUUCCUACAGGAAGCCCGUGAAACGUCCAAGAGGAUCCAUUCCAAAGAGCCCGGGGUGCUUUAGUGUUUCCGUAGGGCUGGUUGGUGCUUUAAGUAGUUUGUCACUGGCAAAGCAAAGGAAAAUGUGACUUGAGUUCUGUGUCACUUUACGGUGGGCGUUUCCCUGCCCCCCCUCCAGUGUUUCUUCCCUAGGUGUUGUUUCUUACGGAAAAGGAUAAUCUUCAAGUUAUGUUCUGUUAUGACCGACACUUUCUUUGUUUGAAAGGUUAUAGUUUGGAGUGUGGAAUAAACACACACGUCGACAUUGUCACAAAACCACAAUGAUUGUGUGUCUCACACCUGUGAACUACAGCGCUGCAUUCAUUCUGUUUCUUUGGACUAUGGAAGGAAAUGCCUUAGAAUAAAAUGGUUCUCCAUCA
Messenger RNA from Alexandromys fortis (reed vole), 8501 nucleotides. RefSeq names its product kelch like family member 42 (gene Klhl42). Bases 2385 to 3866 code for a protein of 493 amino acids. Gene Ontology annotation, molecular function: protein binding. The record is from RefSeq and is a predicted model, not a curated record. The transcript has 3 exons. NCBI's taxonomy places the organism in Eukaryota, Metazoa, Chordata, Mammalia, Rodentia, Cricetidae.